AAAUGAAUUUGUUUCUUCCUUUAUUUAUUUAAAUUGUCUUAUUUUUUAGUUAAAGUAAAUUUCAAAUAAAGCACUUAAAAGCGUUAGGAGCUGCUGGUAACAAAAUUGAAAUAAAAUUUGGAGUGCAAAGGGUUAAACAUAUUUUCUAAUAUAAUAAAGAUAUCAUGCCUUUAUUCUUUAAAAAAGUCAUAUCAUAACUUUCAUGUAACUAGUGUUACAGUAAUACAAUGAUAUUGUUAAUUAAUAAGAUCUUAAUGUAAAAAAAAUUAUGUAAUACUAUCAUAUUGUAGAUUAAAAUACCUAAGAUAAAAGAUAAAAAAUAAAUAUUUAACCACAUAGUUUAUACCUAAAAUAGGUGUGGUUAGUUGUGCUAAAUGAUUUCAUAUUAUUUAAAUCUACAUAACAAAAUCCGACAUAGUCAUGUCCUACAAUUCUUCUACUGAAGCAAAUUGUGUUUGUAGUGAAGAUAUUAAAAAAGAUGAGGAAUCUAAUUUUGAUUUGGUUUUAAAAGAAAAGUGGAUGGAAGCCCAGAAGAAUGAAGUGUUUCGUUAUAUAUUAAACAUUCAAGAUUCGAAAAUAUUGGAAGGCAAAUAUCACUUUUUAGUCCAGCUAAAUAUUGAUCGCGGUUAUAAAAGAAGAUCUCCAGAAAGUAUUAUUUCAAUGAACCAACCUUUCAAUGAGAAAGAUUUUAACUUUACAAAACUUGUGUCAGAAGAACAAAUAAUGAAUUUAAAUAAUACAGACAAAGAUGAUAUAAUUGCAAUUAAUGCUAGUCCGAUUGAAUACUGUCAUUCUCUGCUGUUGCCACAAAGAUGUAAACAAUUACCUCAACUUGUAACAAAACAUAGCUUAGUGAAAGCUGUUGAGUUGUUUUCCUUGAGUUUGUCUUCAUACAUCAGGGUGGCUUUCAACAGUCUUUGUGCUUUUGCAUCUGUGAACCAUCUUCAUUGGCAUUUAUACUACUUGAAAUGGAGGAUGUUACUGGAAUAUAUUAUACAAGUGGGGAUCGGUUUAGGAGCUGUUUUGAAGCAACCCCGAGACAACGGAAUAUUACAGCCUAUUGCUUACUUCUCAAGAAAAUUGAAACUGACAGAAUCGAAGAAGAAAGCGUUCCAUCUCGAAUGUCUUGUUAUUAAAGAAGCGAUUCUGUAUUGGCAACAUUGUUUAAUCGGCAGAAACUUUACCGUUUUAUCAUUUUCAUUGAUUAUUUUUGAAGCGUUACUGUUUAUGAUAAUAAAUAAUUAUUUACACAAAAGCUGAAAAUAUGGAUUCACUUGAGCUGUGACUCAGCUUAGUUCUUUAGUGCAUGUUAUACUUACCGUCAUAGCGCAAAAUUGGUUUUCGAAAUUGAAAAAAUGCAAAAAAUGCCAUUCUUAUUAAGUAAUUACCGAAGAAUCGAAAUAAAAUAUCUUUGUUCUGGAAUUAUUCCACAUGAUUUAAAAAAGAAAACGUUUCUCUAGGACCAAUUGGCUCUAAGAUCAAUCUAAAAAAGAAUCGUCAAUACUAAACAAUUAAACAAUAAAAGAUGAAACAUGUGCCAUUUUAAAGUUUAUUACUUGUAUUAUAUGUGGAUUGUUUUUCGUACUGAUUGGAUAGAAGAACGUUUGCAGAGUUGUUUGGAGUGUACAGUCCCGAGAACUUCAGCGUUGCGGGUGUCACAUAGAAGACACAGAAAAUCGCGAAAUUAAUAGAUCACCGGUUGUCUCCUCACGUCGUAGUUCGAACUUUUCGCAAGGAAGGUAAAAAUUUCGGACUUUAGAUAUGAUAGUAAAAUUUAUUAUAUGAAUCCAACAGAGUAACGGUUCAGAGUGUUAUAAUAAAAGCGUAUUAAGUGCUGAAUUUGGGAAGGUUUAUAUACUAAGGUUUGAUUCCUCUGAAGGAGUUAUCGUCGGGUGCCUAACAGACGUAGCUGUCCUGUUACUGUCUGGUUAUUGUUUCGAUGACUGUGGUAUGCAGGAUGUUUUGUCAGCCGUGGUUAUCCUAUUACUAUCUAUCUAUUACUAUACUAUCCUAUAUGCUAUAUAUUCAACAUGCUUCUUUACAUUUAUAUUUGUUACAAUAGUAAUGUAUUGUAGUGUCGUGUACUAUUAUGAUUAGUUUAUUUAUUAUAAAUGGAUUAAACAGAUGCUGAUUAAAUAGGAAACGAUGGUUGUUCAACGUGAACUAAUAACAACAACGUAUUAUAAUUAAGA
Bombus terrestris (buff-tailed bumblebee) is the source of this 2192-nucleotide messenger RNA. Its product is annotated as GDP-D-glucose phosphorylase 1-like. Gene Ontology annotation, molecular function: minus-end-directed microtubule motor activity; GDP-D-glucose phosphorylase activity. The record is from RefSeq and is a predicted model, not a curated record. Gene Ontology annotation, biological process: microtubule-based movement; glucose metabolic process. The coding region runs from base 421 to 1260 and encodes 279 amino acids. Gene Ontology annotation, cellular component: dynein complex; cytoplasm. Lineage: Eukaryota; Metazoa; Arthropoda; Insecta; Hymenoptera; Apidae. The transcript has 4 exons.